Molecule: messenger RNA, 279 nt
Organism: Didymosphaeria variabile
Lineage: Eukaryota; Fungi; Ascomycota; Dothideomycetes; Pleosporales; Didymosphaeriaceae
Exons: 2
Coding region: 1-279 (92 amino acids)
Source: RefSeq, a predicted model, not a curated record
AUGUCUUCUUUCAGCAAGACUGGCUGCAACGACCACACGUACGCCAACGGCUACAACCUCUCCGCCAAGAAGGUGAAGAGCGGUCUGCCUGCGGACCAUCGCACUGAGUUCGAGCGCCAGCAAGAAGCCAACAUCAUUGCUGAGCGCGUGCGAGAGGCCGAAGAUGCUGCAGAGGCUAUACGAGCCGCUCAGGAGCAAGCGGCUAAGAAGAACAAGGGCCAGAAAGGGGAGAAGGAUACGAGGAAGGAGAAGGGAAAGCGUCGCGGCAAUCAGCACUAG